ACUGCAACCGUCGGGCACAAGAGGGGGACAUUGUUUUGAGCGUGUGGUCUGACAUCAAGAGAGAGAGAACAGGGGGAAGUGCAACUCUAGACAAGAGCCGCCCCCUCAGUUCCCCCUAUCCUUUCUCACAGUCAACAGGAAAGACAGGGCUAGAGCUUGGAGAGAAGGAGGAAAGAAGUUGAGAGAAGAUCAAAGGAAAGAGAACCAGCAUACGAAGGUCAAAGUACAUCUAAAACUGUGGCAGACCAUCAUUGCACAAAAUAGACUAGAUGUCCAUCAAUCUUCCCACACAGGACAAGAUGGAAAAGCAAAAACUAAGGGCUAAAAUCAGUCCUCGGGUGUCCAAUAGCUCCACAGUGCGUCUUAGUAGGGACCUUACUUGCUCCAUCUGCCUAGACCUUUUCAAGUGCCCAGUUUCCUUGCCUUGCGAUCACACUUUCUGCGAGACCUGCAUUUCAAGCUACUGGACUGGCCCUCGCGGCAAAGGGCAGGGUGGAUCUGGUUCCUGUCCUCAAUGCAGAAAAGUGUUUCCUGGCCAGAACUAUCGACCCAACCGCAUCGUGGCCAACAUUGUGGAGAGCUAUUGCCAAGGUAUAGAGGAAAGUGAAGGUCGGUUGGCCGGUGGAGGAUUAACAGCUGAAAAAGUGCCUUCUAAACCACUCUGCACCCGGCACAGAGAAGAGUUGAAGCUGUAUUGUGAAGAAGACCAGGAACUGGUGUGUCUGGUGUGUGGGAUUUCUCAAGACCACAGGGCUCACACGCUGGUGUGUGUGCAAGAUGCACAACAGAGAUAUCGGGAUUCUCUUAGCACGUCUGCACAUGCCCUUCAAAUUGAACUCAACACUGCUUUGCAGUGUGAAAGAGAGACUGAAGAAGAGGUGAAAAAACUGAAGGACCACACGGCAGAUCUAAAGCAAAGAAUCGAGGCACAGUUCAGCGAGCUCCAUCAGUUCCUGUACCAGGAGGAGAAACUCCUGCAGGUCAAGCUGAAAACGGAGGAACGGCGUGAGCUGAUAAGACUGGACGAGCACAAGGCCCUGCUCAGUGUGGAGAUCUCACGCCUGCGAAGAUCUUUGAAUGACAUUGAGGACAAACUCACCGAACAGGACCCAUACACAUUGCUCAGGAGUAUAAAGAGCCUGCUGCAAAGCAGGCAGCCACCGAAGUUCGAGAAGCCGGCACUGACACCACCCAGUCUGUGUGAGGGCCGAUUUGCCGGGCCCCUACAGUAUAGAGUGUGGAAGUCACUAAAAGGAAGCAUCUAUCCAGUUCCCUCAGCCAUAACGUUAAACUCCAAAACGGCCAACCCCUGGUUGAGUCUUACAUCCUCACUCACCUGUGUGCGCUACCAGACCUUCAACAGUGCAGUGCAGGACAACCCACAACGCUUCAACGCCGCCCUGUCUCUGCUGGGCAGUCAGGGGUUCACUAAAGGCCGUCAUUACUGGGAAGUAGAGGUGUACAGCAGCACCGUUUGGACGGUGGGAGUUGCCCGUGAAUCGGUCACGAGGAAAGGUGUAAUCAAUACUAUGCCUGUCAAUGGCUUCUGGACGCUCUCUCUGUCUUAUGGAGUUCAGUACAUGGCGGGGACAUCUCCUCCGACAUUAAUGUCCUUGGAAGAGCCACUGGCAAGGAUCGGUGUGUAUCUAGACUACAAAAGAGGUCUGGUGUCAUUCUACAAUGCUGAAAGCAUGACACACCUCUAUACCUUUAAGGACACCUUCACUGAAACCCUCUACCCUUAUUUUAACCUGGGCUUUCUGGACAAAGUGCAUGAAAAUGAGCCUCUUAAAGUGUUCCUACCUAAAAUCUGAUUUCACCCAAUAGAGAAAAUGUUGUUGUUAUUUACUCACCCUCAUGUUGUUCCAAACCCAUAAGACUUCCUUUCUUUUGUAAAAUGCGAAAGGCAGAAGGUUAGCCUCAAUCACCAUUCACUUUCACGAUGCAAUCAAAGUAAAUUACGACUAGUAUGGAACAACAUAUGGGUGCGUAAACAAUGUCAGAAUUUUCAUUUAUUGGUGGUCUUUCCAAUUAUAUUAUGGUUUAAUGUUCAUUUUUAAUAAUAAUUAUAUAGACUAGGCUGGACCUGGGCAAUUUACACCUUUUCAGGUAUAAUACAAAAUCAUAUGUUGCUAUUCCAGUGUUAUGGGUUAGUGAAGGCACAUGGAGCAUGAAACCAAAACUUAAAAAAUGGUAAGAAACCAUGGCAAUCUUAUGACACUUUUCCACUUAAAUCUGCUAUAAGCUAAUCUUUUUACUAUCACAAAUCAAAUACUACUGAAAUAGAUAUGAGAAAUUACACUUGUCUCUGUGACAAUAGGCUCUAGUCGUAGGAACAGACCAUGCUUUAUUAGCCAAUAAGCAAAAAGUAUCUGAUCAGAAAACAAGGCGAAUGGAUUUUAUUUUUGAGAAGUCUUGCUGAGGCGAGAACUUGCUAAACAGAUAAAGAAAUGGAUACGGCCUUGUGCCUGUGAAAAUAUAUUAUACAUACGUAAACAAAAGAGCAAUAGACACUUUAAAGCCACAUAAUGAUAAGCGCUCUAGAAUCCUCUCUAACGUUUUUUGUGUAUAUAUAUAUAUAUAUACACAUAUAUAUACAUAUAUAUAUACAUUUGUAUAUACUGUCUUUUAAAAGAGUUCUCCAAAUAUUUCCUGGCUCACAAGAUAAACGCAGUUACCAGCAUUGACCACAAGAAGGCGCAAGAGCACUUUUGAUGAGUUCAUUAGGCCCACAUGGAGUUUUAUCCACUCUGAAUGAAUCACCGUCUAGUUUUCUUGGAACAAAUUAAGAGGUGUUUUCUAGGAGUUAGUACAUAGGAAUAAUUAAAACAAUUAAAGUCUUGAUAAAUCUAUUGUUUGCCACCCAAACAAGUUUAUAAAUCAAAUGACGCUGUGGAGUUGACAGUGACUUGGACCUUUAUGUUCAAAUGGAUAAAUCAUUGAGUCACUUAGGAAGUUACCCAGAACAAUAAAGCACUCUAAUACAACCAUAUUUUGCCCUCUGGGAACCCGCUGUGGCAACUUAAGUCGUAAGACAUUGAAGGUUUUAACACUGGAUAUAAAAGACUGCAAUUAUAGGGUGAAUUACUCAGAGUGUGACCUACUAAUUUAGGUAAACCAUACACAUCAAUUUACAGAGAGUGAAUAUAUAUAUAUACAACAUUAAAACUACCUGCCUAAUAUUGUGUAGGCCCCCUUCGUGCUGCCAAAACAGCGCCAACCCGCAUCUCAGAAUAGUAUCUGAAAUGAUUUCUCACCACAAUUGUACCUAAUAAAGUGCCCAACAUGGUCUUCUGCUGUUGUAGACAAUCCACCUCAAAUUUCAACCUAUUGUGCAUUCAGAGAUGCUACUCUGCUCACUACAGUUUUUAGAGUGGUUAUCUGAGUUACCGUAGACUUUGUUUGUUCAAACAAGUUGGCCAUUCUCUGUUGACCUCUCUUAUCAACAAGGCAUUUCUGUCCACAGAACUGCCGCUCGCUUUUUUGAUUUUGACCCCAUUCGGAGUAAAUUCUGGAGUAACAGAAAUACUCAAACCAGCCUGUCUGGCUCCAACAAUCAUGCCAUGGUCAAAAUCACUGAGAUCAAUUUUUUUCACAAAGAAUCCGUCACUACUGAGACUCGUAGUGACGGAUUAAUUGACAGCUGCUGUCAGACUCUAUGUUAUUAUUAUUCCUCACACGGUCGCAAGACGACAUGUACAUGAAUCUGGCGUGGUGAGCUGGAACCUGCUUACGUCAGCUGUCACCGCUUACGUCACGAAGUACCGCAACAGCCAAUAGGAAAAUUCAACUGCAGUAGCCACCGUUCAACCUGAAGAGUCAAGUCAAGUCAAGUCAAGUGGUUUUUAUUGUCGUUUCAACCAUAUACAGUUAGUACAGUACACAGCAAAACGAGACAACGUUCCUCCAGGACCAUGGUGCUACAUAAAAACAACAAAGGACCAACACAGGACCACAUGAGACAACACAACGAAAUAAAAUACCUAUAUAAAAAAACCUACAUAUACCUAUAUAAAGUGCACGUGCAAACAUGUGCAAAAAGUACAGGACAGUACAACAAAUUACUGACAAUGAACAGGACAAUAGACAGUGCAGCGCCGACCAGUACUCAGUAGUGCAAAAAGAUGACAGUUUCUAAAAAUGUAAACAUAACAUACUAUGAGAUAAUGUUCUAUGCACAUAGCAGUUAUUGAGGUAGCAGACAGUUAUAAAGUGACAGUAAUUAAAGUGCAACUCAGGACACGUGUGUGUCAAACCAGUCUCUGAGUAUUGAGGAGUCUGAUGGCUUGGGGGAAGAAGCUGUUACACAGUCUGGCCGUGAGGGCCCGAAUGCUUCGGUACCUCUUGCCAGACGGGAGGGCAGCACUCAGACGUUUUUACACCACAUAUUGUAGAACCAAAUCACUGAGAUCAAUUUUUUUUUUCUAAAAAUCUCACAACUAGGAUGGCAUGAAGGUGAAUAAAGGAUUUUGUUUUUAUAAAUUAUGAUGUUUAAUUUUUGGGUGAACUAUCCCUUUAAUAUCAUUACUGCUCAUGUGUUAGGGACUAUAUAUUCUAGCAGAAGGAUGUCACUUAACGCAUUAAUGCUUUAUACAUUUUAUUCUAAUGAAAAUUUGUUUCUUUAAUAUUUUUUGUGAUGUUUUGUAUAAAGCAAUUUGAGGCCGUUCUGUGCUAUAUUGUAAGUGUUGUGUACUGUUGAAGGCACUGAGUGUCAUGCUAAUUUUAGCCAUGACUUUUGUACAUUCACAGCACAGGAAAUAAGACACAAUACUACAAAUAAACCUAAAAUCUUGGGUAAAUAAUAAACUUAUCAAUAUGGUCACAGUGUGCUAUAAUAAAGUGCAAUUUAACAUUUUCUCUCCAGGGAUUGUCCUUGGGCUAACUGCAGAAUGCAAAUCCCUGCUGAAGAAAAUUGAUUCACAUUCGUUGUGCAUCACGAAGAAAAAACACUUAAACCAGCCUUUUGGAGGUUUGGUCUUAGCUGGUUUAAGAUGGUCUCCCAGCCUGUCCAGCUAUAAAGUGCCCAAAAUUCCUCUAAAAUCAGCAAGCAGGCUGUCCAACGAGCUAAGACCAGGAAACCAGAUUAAGCUGGAUUUAGAUGGGGUUUAUUCCAGCAGGAAUAAAAGUUCAACAUUUAGUGCUGAUUUCUAAAUAAAGGUUCUUCUCGAUGAUAUUAGACCAUGUUAAAAGAGAAAUAAAAAUUAGAGCCACCUAAAAUAAUGUUUAUUAGUUCAUUAACAUUUUUGUCUUCCAGUUCAACACUUAAGGUGGAGAAUUUCACGUCAUGUAAUUUAAAUGAACGUUUGUUUAAAACAAAUCUAGCAGUUUGAAUAAUCUUGUAAAUCUCUCAUGUAAGAUACAUUGCUAGAAUUAAUUUUUACAAGAGAUGAUCGUUGACAUUAUCACUGAAUGAUAUUCUGUACAUUACCAAAUCAGUUACCACCAAUUUAGAUGCAUGAAUUGUGAUUGAUGUAUUCCAUUAUUAUUUUAAUAAAAUAGUAUUUUAUAUGCUAGCCUUGGGGGAAUGGAAGAGGUAUCUGGAAAGUAAGCACAAAUCAGGAAAAUUUGCAAUUCAAAUCGUACAUUUUUAUUAACUUGCAGUCAGCAAUGCCAGUCUGAUGUUCCAUUUCCAAAAGUUUUCAAUAGAUAAUUUGAAGAUUAAUGGGGCGAUGUAUUGCCAUUUCCCUGCAUCAGUGUUGUUCUCCAUGCUUUUAGUUGAAAGGAUACAGUAAGGGUUUGGCACCACUAAAAUUUCCUCUUUGUAGGCUGGAGGGAGGGAACGAGGGGCCCCUCGUGGCACCACUGAUGCAUGAGAAGAAUUGAAUCUCUCUGGUUAUGCUCUUCUGAGUUCUUCUGUCAUAAAGAACUCGCUUACUAGUGUGAAGGGUGUCCUGGCACUUAGUGCUCAUGUACCGAACAUAAAAACCUUGCUUGUUGAUAGUGUUGUCGGAGUGAAAUUUUAGGACAAUGGCAUCGCCAGCUGAAUAGAUCACCUCUGGUGGCUAUAAAAGGAUAUGCAAGAACAAAUUAUUAAUACGUAUAAAUAAUUUUCAUGUAUAGUGUAUUAGCUAUCAUCAAAACUUCAUGGGAAGAAUCCAAACUUUGUUUGUUUAUCUCUACACUCCUUUGGAAAAAACAUUUUACACGUUCAUAAAUAUAAUGAUUGCAAAUGCUGUUAUGCUGGUUUUGAAAUGAAAAUUCUCUUAUUAUUCAAUUACCCUGAUGCCAUUCCAGAUGUUUAUGACUUUAUGUCUUUCUUUAAGUGAAAAAUGAAAGAAUUUUCAUUUUUGGGUGAACUAUACCUUUAAAGUCUAUAUACCUUCUAUACCUUCCCAAGUGAAAAAUGGGUCACACCCAUGUUUCAACAUUUUCUGUUCUGGAGAAAUGAGCCCUCUGGUCCCCUUUUAUUGUUAAGUCUAUCAGCUUUUUUUUUAAGUUAACAUUUUAUGUCUGAUUGGUCUAGGUAUUGUUCACACGGAAAAACUGCAUCCAAAUAUUUGUGCAACUCAAAGCAAUGUUGUUGAGAGAGAGAAAUUAUUUACUCUUGAUUAUAGGGCCAUUGUCCAUUUUUUUAUUCACUUUACUUUUUUAAAGGGGUCAUGUUAUGAGCAAUCCAAUUUUUCUUGAUAUUUUAACAUAUAAGAGGUCAUU
Messenger RNA from Xyrauchen texanus (razorback sucker), 6651 nucleotides. RefSeq names its product zinc-binding protein A33-like. Lineage: Eukaryota; Metazoa; Chordata; Actinopteri; Cypriniformes; Catostomidae. Bases 270 to 1814 code for a protein of 514 amino acids. Gene Ontology annotation, molecular function: protein binding; zinc ion binding. The record is from RefSeq and is a predicted model, not a curated record. The transcript has 7 exons.